Molecule: messenger RNA, 748 nt
Organism: Phlebotomus argentipes
Lineage: Eukaryota; Metazoa; Arthropoda; Insecta; Diptera; Psychodidae
Product: acylphosphatase-2
Exons: 3
Coding region: 203-505 (100 amino acids)
Molecular function (GO): acylphosphatase activity
Source: RefSeq, a predicted model, not a curated record
AAAUAGUCUCUUCAGUUUCGAUCAUGACCACAAUGAUUGAAGAUCAUCUCAGUGUCUCUCCUUAGUACUCUACAAGAUUUCUAGAAAGUACUCUAUUGUGAAUAGUUUUGAGCGAAAGAUUUUGGAUUGUAAAAGGACCUUCCACAGUUUCGUGCCAAUAGAAUAAUAACAAUAAAUCAAGAGAAACUGUAGUGCAGUCAAAAUGGUUGAGUUGAAUAUAUCUUUCGUAUCAGUGGAAUUUGAAGUAUUUGGUCAUGUACAAGGAUGUGGCUUCACAAAACACUGCCGAGACAUGUGUGUUAAGCGGAAAAUUGGUGGUUGGGUGAAAAACUCCAAGACUGGCACGAUCUUGGGAAAAAUGCAGGGCAGCAAGGAGGCGAUUGAUGAGAUGACAAACUGGCUGACAAACACUGGAUCGCCCGGAUGCCAGAUAGAAAAGUGCGAGUUCAGGAAUUGGCUCACCUUGCUUCGACCCGACUACCGGGAUUUUGCAAUUCGAUUCUAAGAAUCCACAAUACCCCGAAUCUUAUCAAAUAAUCUAAUUUUAAACGCAAGAGACCACGAGCAGAGCUAAUUUUCGCGGUGUACAAAAAUAGAUAGGAAAACAGCGGAGAGGCCAUAACCUCAACAGUCGCCGUCAAACUCUUGCGCGAUGUAUUGUUUACGGUGUGAAUUCUGAUAAGAAUAACAUUUGUUAUGAAUUCUUACCUGCUCUGGAUGAAUAAAGGAGAGUGGAUAAUUUUUGAAU